This is a messenger RNA of Zingiber officinale, 6562 nucleotides long. Its product is annotated as formin-like protein 3. The coding region runs from base 638 to 4408 and encodes 1256 amino acids. The transcript is spliced from 21 exons. The record is from RefSeq and is a predicted model, not a curated record. Lineage: Eukaryota; Viridiplantae; Streptophyta; Magnoliopsida; Zingiberales; Zingiberaceae.
AUUCCUUCUCCAUGGUUUGGGGCUUUCGGGCGUCCGCAUUACAUUCGUCUCACUUCAUACUCGAUACAGAUCCGUUUUGAUUUCGCAUUCCACCGCCGAGCAGAUCGAAACCCUCCGGCAGCGCCACCCUCCUUCUUCGUCUCCUCCUGACCGAUCCACCACCAGCUCGCGUCGCAGCGGAACCCGGCUCUUGGCCGCAACCGGCAAAUCCCCAAUCUCCCAUCCCUUUCUAUACUCCCCUCGCCCUUUUCCCCGACGGCGGACGGCCUUCCCCACUCCCUCUGUCACAAUAUCCGGCCUCCCUUUCUCUACUUCUCCAUCUCGGUCUCUUCUCCCGGUUCCAGUUUCAGAUCGUCGCGCAGCCCCGGUCUCAGGUUCCGGCACGAGGCCGCGAUCUUCUUUAUUUUACCAUCCGGCGGCUGCAGCCCUUCCCUUCCCGUGGAACACUAUCCUCGCAGUUCGGUUCCUGCGAGAAUCGGCGACUCCACGAGGGAUAUAGCUGAUGAUGUAUGAGGCAACAACUGCAUAUGAUUUGAUGUUCAGCACUAUGUAGUGACAAAUACUAUAGGCUGGCUCAGCAUAAGUUAACUAGACCUGCAUUCUCUACCUACACAACCCAAUAAGUAUCUUUUGUCAGAUGUCCCUCUUUACCAGGUUCUUUUACAAAAGACCACCUGAUGGUUUGCUAGAAUUUGUGGACAGAGUUUUUGUUUUUGAUUCGUGCUUCUCAACUGAAGUUGUAGCUGAUGGAUUAUACAACAUCUAUUUCCAUGAAAUUAUCACUGAACUACAUGAAGAGUAUGCUGAUUCUUCCUUUCUUGCAUUCAACUUUAGGGAGGGAGAAAAAAGAAGUCAAUUUGCAGAAAUUUUAUGUCAAUACAAUGUUACUGUAAUUGAUUAUCCACGCCAUUUUGAAGGCUGUCCGCUUCUUCCUUUAUCUCUUGUUCAUCACUUCCUUCGAGUCUGUGAUUAUUGGCUUUCUCUUGGGGAUAAUCAGAAUAUCAUACUGCUACACUGUGAAAGAGGGGGCUGGCCGUUGUUAGCAUUUCUUUUAGCUUGUUUUUUGACUUAUAGAAAAUUGUAUAGUGGCGAACAGAGAACCCUAGAUCUUGUACAUAAGGAGGCUCCUAAAGGUCUUUUGCAGCUUUUAUCACCAUUGAACCCAUUACCAUCUCAGCUACGAUACCUGCAGUAUGUUGCUAGAAGGAAUAUCACUCCACAAUGGCCCCCUGGGGAACGGGCUCUUUCUUUAGACUGCCUUAUUCUUCGAGGUGUUCCAAGCUUUGACUUGGACAGUGGUUGCAGACCGCUAAUCCGAAUUUUUGGACGAAAUAUCCAUAAAAGUGAUGGCCUUUCUGUUGGCACACUGUACACAAUGUCCAAGAAGAAACCUUUACGGUGCUACCAACAGGACGAGUGUGAUGUAAUAAAAAUUGAUAUCCAAUGCCUAGUUCAGGGAGAUGUUGUUUUGGAAUGUGCCCAUCUUGAUUUAGAUCCAGAGAGGGAAGUAAUGAUGUUCCGUAUAAUGUUCAACACUGCUUUCAUCCGAUCUAACAUACUCAUGCUGAACUAUGAUGAUGUCGAUACACUAUGGGAUACCAAAGACCAGUUUCCAAAAGGCUUUCGAGCAGAGGUGCUGUUUGGUGAUUCCAGUAACAUCACUCCUCCUAGAGCUCCAACUGUGAUUUUUAAUGGAGAAGUAAAAGGCGGAUUGCCCAUAGAGGCUUUUGCGAAGGUACAAGAACUUUUCAACAGCGUUGAGUUGCUUGAAAGAAGUGAUGAUGAUGCAUUCUGGCUGCUUAAACAAAUAUCAACCAAUGCAUUGCAAGAAAAACUUGAAAAUCUGAUUUUAACAGAUGCUAAGGAGGUUUCAAAUAUUCAAAGUAAAGUGGAUUUACAGAUGUCUCUAAUGUCAAUGUCGGAAUCUGAUGAGGAAAAAGAUUCUGUAACUUCUGAUUCUGUUGCUUCAGUGGACAAUGAAAAGGUUCAGCAUGUUUCAAGCACCAUGAUAGACAUGGAAAAAACAUUUGACGUUUCCAAAGAUUCUCAACUUAAAGAUUCCCAGCAGUCCACUUCCAGAAUUGCUGAUCUUGGCACAGGCCUCCAAAUGACACUUGUACCACUGUCAGUUUCUCCACCUUGUGAAAGGAAUUUUGAGUUUAUAGAAUCAGAAAGACCAAAUUCUAUUCCUGAAUCUGUCCCACUAACUCCAUCUUCACCUCCAUCCAUUACAUUUUCUAGUAAAGAUUCCCUGCUACCAUUGUUACCUCCUCUUUCUUCCUCCAUGGUUAAUACAAUUCCACUACCACCACAACUUCCUCCCCCUCUCCUGCAAAGUAAAUGUCUCAAUCCAAAGCAGUCAUCGUCUUUGCCUCCACCUUUGUCACAACCGCCGCCACCGCCGCCACCACCUCCUCCGCUGCCUACUCAAACUGCACGUCUCAAUUUUGCUCCAGUUUCUCCCUCUCCCCCUGCUUUCACAUCUAAUAAAGAUGUUCAGCGGACUCCUCCUCCUCCUCCUCCUCCUCAUACCCAAAAUAAAUACCUCAACCCAACACCUCCACUGCCAUCAUCAUCAUCAUCACCACUGUCUCCUUCCCCUUUGUCUACAUUCACAUUCAAUAAAGAUCUUCAACGGCCUCCUCCUCCCCCUCCUCCUUUGCCUACGUUCACAUCUAAUAAAGAUUUUCAACAAAUUCCUCCUCCGUCAAUGUCAUCUAAUAAAGGUUCUUUAUCUAUAUCACCUGCUAAUUCUCCUCAACCACCACCACCACCACCGCCGCCGCCGCCGCCACCGCCGCCGCCUCCUACUAUUAAAUUGAACAAGGGUCCUUGCCCUCCUCCUCCUCCUCCUCCUCCUCCUCCAAUCGUAUCUACUAGAACCCCAAUGCCUUCCCCUCCUCAAAAUGGAAAAAGAAAUAUUCCACCCCCACCAGCUCCUCCUCCAAUUUCCAGUGGCAAAGUUGCGCCUCCCCCACCACCUCCAGCGCCAAAGCCUCCUGGAGUUGUGCCCCCUCCGCCACCCUUGCAAGGUGGGAUUCGUGGGAUGCCAGGUCCACCACCGCCUCCUGGACUGAAGGAUUUAAAUAUGCUAGCACCACCUGCUUCAUCUGUAGGCAGAGGGAGACUAACUGCUCCUAGUUUUGGAAAAGGUCGUGGAUCUUCACAGUCAAUUCCACCAAAGAAAACUCCAUUAAAGCCAUUGCACUGGGUGAAGGUUACACGAGCAACACAAGGAAGUCUUUGGGCUGAUUCUCAGAAGCAUGAAAGUCAAACCAGGGCACCUGAGAUAGAUCUAUCUGAACUAGAAAGUCUCUUUUCAGCAACAGUUGCUACUGAUGAACGUCAAUGGGAUAGAACUGGAGCACGACGUGGGUCUGGCACAAAUAAGUUUGAGAUUGUUCAUAUGAUCGACAUGCGCAGAGCAAAUAAUUGUGAGAUUAUGCUUACAAAAGUCAAGAUGCCUCUUCCUGAUAUGAUUAGUGCAGUUUUAGCUUUGAAUUCCUCAGUUUUGGACAUUGAUCAAGUGGAAAAUCUGAUCAAGUUUUGUCCUACAAAAGAAGAGAUGGAGAUGCUAAAGAAUUAUACAGGCAACAAAGAAAUGCUGGGGCCAUGUGAACAGUUUUUUAUGGAGCUAAUGAAGGUUCCCCGAGUAGAAUCCAAAUUAAGGGUUUUCUCAUUUACAAUUACAUUUUCCACUCAGGUAAAUGAGUUGCGGGCAAAUUUGAAAACAAUCAAUGAUGCAACUAACGAGGUGAAAGAGUCUUCCAAGUUGCGCCAAAUAAUGCAGGCUAUUCUUACAUUGGGUAAUGCCUUGAAUCAAGGCACUGCUCGAGGUUCUGCUGUUGGAUUUAGGAUAGACAGUCUCCUUAAAUUGUCAGAUACUCGAGCAAGAAACAACAAAAUGACGUUGAUGCACUAUCUAUGCAAGCUCCUUGCAGAGAAAAUGCCAGAGUUGCUUGAUUUUGAUAAAGACUUAAUUCAUUUGGAAGCAGCCUCCAAGAUUCAGUUGAAGAUAGUAGCUGAAGAGAUGCAAGCUGUCAGUAAGGGCCUUGACAAGGUUGAACAGGAGCUCACUGCCUCUGGAAAUGAUGGUGAUAUAUCCAUGGGCUUCAGAAUGGCCUUGAAAAAUUUCCUUGAUGCUGCUGAAGCUGAUGUAAGGUUCCUUACAUCAUUAUAUUCCGAGGUGGGAAGAAACGCAGACUCUUUGUCUCAAUAUUUUGGAGAAGAUCCAGCCCGUUGUCCAUUUGAGCAAGUCACAUCAAUUUUAGUAGUCUUUGUAAAUAUGUUCAAGAAAUCGCGUGAAGAAAAUGGACGAAAUGCUGUAGCUGAAAAAAAGAAAAUGGAAAAGGAGGCAUUGAAAGAAAAAUCAAACGCUUCUGCUAAAAAACACCGAGAUUUUACUUGAAAGUUUUAGUGCCUUGAGCCAGAAAAAUUGAUAUGCUCACUCAGAACCACUACAAUUUAAGUCAGCCAAUUAAAUGUUGGCAUGAGAUUAUGAUUAUGGUCUUUUGAGGUCUCUAUACUACAUGGAGGAUUAUUAUGACAAGGCUGCCAGCUGUACGAGACUCUAAUUUAUCGAUUUUCUUACAAAACUGCAGAGUUUGGUUGCAUAAGCUGUUAAAUCCAUGGUAACUUCUUUGCUGGACUUGAGACUCUCAUCUUUGCUGAGAAACAAUUUAACUUGUGCACGUACAAUACAGUCUCCUGACUUGCAUUACACCAACUGAAUCUGCUUACAUGAGUUUGCAACUGAAGGUUCAUGCUGUCGAAGUACAAACUUGGGAUCCUUCCUUUUCUUUGUCCUCCCCUUUUUGCUACAAAAGCUUGAGAUGUAGAUCAUGCUAUGGUUGGGAUGUAUUCUUGUGAUUAGUUAUAUGGUUUAGCAACGUGUAAAGCAGUAGUGUUGUAGGUCAUAUCUCUAUUAGCAAUUGUAGGGAAACAUUUUGUUACUUAUGAGUAGACGUGGCAUUGUAUUAAUGCUCUUAAAGUGUUCAUAAGUCAUAACAACCUCAGUCCUUUACAGAAUCUGAAAAUGGAAGCUGCAUAUCAUGUUCAUCAGUUUGUUAGCAAGUCGGUGAAUGCAUCUUAUUCUCAAUUUCCUCCAUUGGAUUGUUGUUUUAGUAAAUCACCAAAACCAUCUGUACAAGAACUGAAUUCAGAGUUUCAGACGUCUUGAAUGACAUACACGACAUGCCAUUAUUGGAAACGUGCAAGGGGAGCUCAACAGAUGCAAGAAUGGCUCCAACAUCAGUUCUUAUCAUCAUACAAAGUGUUGCUAUUUGUUGAGCCAACAUGAGUCGCCCACACGAUGCGCCUCGCACAUUCUUUCCCUUAGGAAAUCCUUUCAGGACUAUCUUCCCCAAGGGAUCUCAUCAAUCACUGAAGAUUCAUGCAUUGCUGUUUUCUUUUGAGCAAGAUCUGACAGAAAAAUUUACAAAACUGAUGCCUGAGGAUGUCUCAGAUGUCCUUACCUUAUCUUGGAUGAGGUUUGCGAUUCAGCUCCUAUCAGAUGCUCAUAAUGGCCUGAGGACUUUUAUUAACGAGCUUCAAUUGCCUGUUUCCCAGUGGGAUGAGAAAUGGAUUGAUGUAUACUUGGAUGGCAGCGCGAAGUUGCUUGACAUCUGCAUAGCACUAUCCUCUGGGUUAUCUCGUUUGGGUCAGGGCCAGCUUUUGCUGCAGUAUGUGCUGCAUCUUGUGGACAUGUCAACUGCUGCUCCACCAGCCCAAAAGCCUGUACAAGCCCGAUCAUAUCUUCAGGAAUGGAUUGAACUAAUCGACUCUAAAAGCCCUAAACUGGGCACUUGUCCUUCGAUCAUCAAGCGCCUUCAAGGAACUCUUGACCUCCCAAAGGUCAAGAGUUCCAAAGGGAAGGCAUUGAUGAGAGCCUUAUACGGAGUUAAAGUCAUGACAUUAUUUGUCUGUAAUCUUUUUACAACAACACUGUCAGGUAGCCCAAAAGUAUUUCCAGAUCUAAACGUUUCCGAAGAGUUCGUUUGGUAUGAUGCUUUUAGUCACUUGCAAGCUGCUGUGACAGAGGAAAUAAAGAGACUCUGUGAUACUGGCACGGUUUCAUUAUUCAAAGAGUUCGAGUCAGUUAAAGUUUGUGCUUUGAGGCUACAAGAUAUGAUUAGCAGCAUCAGUUGCAACGGAGAACCAGUGCAAGAGGAAGAAAUUGUACCUGGGAAGAGUUCCGACUUCGGAAGACAAAGGUUGCGAGAUUCUGUUACCAAUUUAGCGGACGGUGUACAGACACUCGGGCAUGAGCUAGAUUCUCUGUCGAAACAGACAAAUGAUUUUUUCCAGCUUAUUUUGGCAGGACGAGAUGCUUUGCUUUGUAAUCUCAGAGUGCAUCUUCUAACACCAGAAAAUUCUUCACUGAGGCAAGGAUUUGAUUGGUGAGUUUGCCCCAUGAAAAACUUGGUGUCUUGUUGGAUGUGGGAUUUGAAAGUCUCUCACUGUCCAUGAUAAGCUAAUUUGAGAGACCAUGCAACAUAUGUAUUUUAUGUAUUCUGUAAAGUGUAUUGGGUACUUUUGAACAAGUUUUAUAUUGCGUGAUUUA